AUGUCGCAGUCCCCAAGAGAGCCCGAGGAGGUCGACGCGACGGCCACUCAAUCGCCCAACGACGAUGCCCCCCAGCAGCCGCUCGACGACCAGAACGAAGGCGAUAUGAACCGAGUCGAGGACAUCGGCUAUGACUUCGAGGUCAAGGAGCAGGACCGUUGGCUACCAAUCGCAAAUGUCGCCAGGAUCAUGAAGACGGCACUCCCCGAGAAUGCCAAAAUCGCAAAGGAGGCCAAGGAGUGCAUGCAGGAGUGCGUGAGCGAGUUCAUAUCGUUCAUCACCAGCGAAGCAUCGGAGAAAUGUCAGCAAGAGAAGCGCAAGACCGUCAAUGGCGAGGACAUCCUGUUCGCCAUGACUUCGCUCGGCUUCGAGAACUACGGCGAAGCACUGAAGAUCUACUUGGCGAGAUACCGAGAGAAUCUUGUCGCACGUGGUGAACAUCAGAAGCCAGUGGCUGGAGGCAGCGGCGGCAACGCGACCACCUCACCAUCCUACGACACCAACCACAACGCUCUCAACAUGGAUCCGUCUGGAGAGGGCGCUGCCGACUUUGGCUACGGCGCGCCUGGUCAAGGCGACUAUUAG
Molecule: messenger RNA, 585 nt
Organism: Zasmidium cellare ATCC 36951
Lineage: Eukaryota; Fungi; Ascomycota; Dothideomycetes; Mycosphaerellales; Mycosphaerellaceae
Exons: 4
Coding region: 1-585 (194 amino acids)
Biological process (GO): regulation of transcription by RNA polymerase II
Cellular component (GO): CCAAT-binding factor complex; nucleus
Molecular function (GO): DNA-binding transcription activator activity, RNA polymerase II-specific; protein heterodimerization activity; RNA polymerase II cis-regulatory region sequence-specific DNA binding
Source: RefSeq, a predicted model, not a curated record